Quercus robur (English oak) is the source of this 1842-nucleotide messenger RNA. Its product is annotated as 2-dehydro-3-deoxyphosphooctonate aldolase. Gene Ontology annotation, molecular function: 3-deoxy-8-phosphooctulonate synthase activity. Gene Ontology annotation, cellular component: cytoplasm; cytosol. Lineage: Eukaryota; Viridiplantae; Streptophyta; Magnoliopsida; Fagales; Fagaceae. The transcript is spliced from 15 exons. The coding region runs from base 653 to 1525 and encodes 290 amino acids. The record is from RefSeq and is a predicted model, not a curated record. Gene Ontology annotation, biological process: monosaccharide biosynthetic process.
AAAAAAAAAUUCAGGGAAGACUAGCUUGAUAAUGACUCAUUGUAGUGUUACUUUUUCUUGUUCUGCCACCGAAACAUUUUGGUGAACAAGCUGAAAAUUCUUAACAGAGGCAGCUGUAACUAACACGUCCUUUGAAAUUUAGGCACCGUAAACCACCACCAGCCACAACCCAAAAACCCCACGACAAAUCAGAACCCACAAUCACCCCCCAAAGCAAAUCCACCACCACCGAAAACCCACAGCAAACCAGACUCCACCACCGGCGACCCACAACCACGCUGCCUGAGAGAGGAGAGACUGGCAGUUAAAGAGUGUGUCAAAGGAGAGUGGUUUGGGUUGGAGAGAGAGAGAGAGAGCAGAGACUCGAGAAGAGAGAGAGGUCAGAGAAAUUUGGAGAAAAUGUGUAACGUGAUAAACAGACAGUGUUAGGGACCAAAUUGGUCAAUUUUGAAAUAUUUUGGAUCUAGUUGGUAAUAGCCGAAACUUUGGGGGUAUAAGAUUUAUCGUCUUUUCUGUUUUUGUGUCGGUACUCUGAAAGCAUUUACAGCAUUCGCAAUAUAAAACACUUCCACUCAGUCACUCAACGCAUUUUUCCAGUCAGAUCUUUCGUUUGGUUGCUGAGAAAAUAUUUGAAAUUGUCAUCUGGGUCCAGAUGGAAUCAUCAGCACUGCUCUUUAACCAGCUCAAGGCAGCUGACCCGUUUUUCUUGUUAGCUGGUCCCAAUGUGAUUGAAUCCGAGGAGCAUAUUUUUCGAAUGGCUAAGCACAUUAAGACUAUUGCAGCAAAAGUUGGGUUGCCAUUGGUUUUCAAGUCAAGCUUUGACAAAGCUAACAGAACAUCUUCAAAAUCAUUUCGGGGUCCUGGAAUGGUUGAAGGCUUAAAGAUGCUUGAGAAGGUUAAAUUGGCGUAUGACAUCCCUAUAGUGACUGAUGUGCACGAAACAAUCCAGUGUGAAGCAGUUGGAAGAGUAGCAGAUAUUAUUCAGAUUCCAGCAUUUUUAUGUCGUCAGACAGAUCUUCUAGUUGCGGCAGCCAAGACGGGGAAAAUUGUCAAUAUCAAGAAAGGCCAGUUCUGUGCUCCUUCUGUCAUGGUAAAUUCUGCAGAGAAAAUUAGAUUGGCUGGAAAUCCAAAUGUGAUGGUUUGUGAGAGAGGCACUAUGUUUGGCUAUAAUGAUUUGAUUGUUGAUCCGCGCAAUUUCGAAUGGAUGAGAGAAGCCAAUUCUCCUGUUGUAGCUGAUGUCACACAUGCGUUACAACAGCCUGCUGGGAAAAAGUUGGAUGGUGGAGGUGUUGCUAGUGGUGGUCUUCGUGAAUUAAUCCCAUGCAUUGCAAGGACAGCAGUUGCUGUUGGAGUUGAUGGAAUUUUCAUGGAGGUGCAUGAUGAUCCUUUGAAUGCACCUGUUGAUGGUCCCACCCAAUGGCCUCUGCGCAAUUUGGAAGAACUGCUGGAGGAGCUUGUGGCAAUUGCUAGAGUAAGCAAGGGGAAGCAACAUUUGAACAUUGAUCUCACGCCAUUCCGUGAUUAGGAAGAUUGGCUUCUCUCAAGGAUCUCUCUUCUAGAUUUGGAAUUUAGAACCAGAACAAGCAUGAACUAGAAAAUAUGGAGUAUGGAGUUUCUUGGCCGCUUCUUGUGAGAAAUCAUCUCUAUAUAUGUGGCCGACCCUAACUAGUAUGUUGAGAAUCCAUAACUAACCCCAAAAUUUUGGGACUAAAGCUUGGUUGUUGUUGCUUUUGGUUUUGGUUUUUACUGCCAAAGUCAAUAUGAGAAGUAAUUAAAUUAUGCUUGUCGUCCCUUCUAAGAAAAAUCUUCUUGAUAUGAAAUACAAAUUUUGAUUAUACAAAA